AUGGGCUCUGAUUGCUGUGCCCCUCCUCCCGUCGAGGCUGCUCCAGCUGUGACUCCUCAGCCGGGCGGUUGCCGCGACUUGUGCUGCGUCGACUCUGACAAGACCAUUCUCGCCGCAGACAACGAUCUGGACAAAGACAAGGACGCUGCUCCCGACUGCUGCGCCGGCAAACCUGGUCCAUGCUGCGACACGUCUUGCCUUGAUCGCCUCGCCGUGCGCGAGUGCGCGGGCGGCCCCGAUACCUGCCGCGGCGUGGUCGACGGCAAGGCCUGUUCUCAGCACAGCCUCUCGAUUCUCGACCGCUACAGCGUCACCCUUGAAACGCUAGGAUGCAUCUGCCGUGCCCUUAUCGCCCUUGGCGAAGAGACGUGCUGCGACAUUCGUGAUCGCCACUCUGCCUACGGCGGUAGCGGAGGGCGUGCCAAUUUGCCCCAGGGUCGCUCCCGCUCUUCCGAGACCGUUAGAAGUAGCAGCAGCAGCAGCAGCAGUGUCACGAAGGAUCAGGCCACGCAGAAUCGACUCCGGCUGCGUGGCAAAGGCUCGGGUGACAGCGCUCUCAGGCCGACCGCAGCACCGCCCAAGAACGCCUGCCCUGGAUCUUGCUGCUCGCCUGCUGUUGUGAUGUCGAUGUCGGCGACUCGCAAGGGAAAAGAAAAAGAGUAUCCCUGCGCUGAGGCGAGUGGUUGCACGUCAGGCGGUGGAUCUUGCUGUGGUGAAGACAACAAGUCUGCGAGCAACGCUUCGUCUUGCUGCGGCAAACCAGUUGCCGCUGAAAAGGGAUUGGCUGCUGGCUGCUGCGAGAAGCUUACUGACAACAAGGCUGCCUGUGGAGACGCUUGCGAGAAGCCUGUGGCUAAGGUAUUGAACUCUGCUGGUUCUUGCGCUGAGCUGAAGCCUGCCGAGAAAAGCCGCGCCCAUUCCUGCUGUGAGAAACAUGCCGCCGGGGAAGCUUGCGUUGAGCCCUGCAGCGAGGAGCCAAAAAAUGCAGCAAGGAGUUGUGCGGAUGCGUGCUGUGACGCACCAGUCAGAAAGAUGAACAGUCGCACUGCGAUGAGCUGCGAGCAGCCUGCUGUUGACAACAGCUGUGCCGAUUCUUGCUGCGAUUCCUCUCUUGCUGACAAGAGCUGCGCCGACGCUUGCUGCAAGAAGCCGGCCGUUGCAGCAGAAAGUUGUGCAGAUUCUUGCUGUGAUGUCCCCGCGACAGUGGACCACGAUGGCAACAUGGCCAUUGAAGCCAUUCCCGAUAUUGAGGAUCAAGGACUCGGUAAAGAGCGUGUCAUUCUCAGCAUCUCUGGCAUGACUUGCACUGGCUGUGAAACAAAGCUCAGUCGAACUCUUGCCAGUGUUCCCGCAGUCAAAGAUCUCAAAACGAGUCUGGUUCUCUCGCGUGCCGAAUUCAACAUUGAUCUUCGCCUUGGCACCGUUGCUGAAGUGAUUAAGCAUCUGGAGCGGACGACUGAGUUCAAAUGUGAGCGUAUGCAGAAUCAAGGAUCCAGUCUCGACUUAAUCAUCUCCACCGACCCUUCCAAAUUCAUCGACCAAACCUGGCCGGAUGGGGUCAUGGAUAUGGUGGUCAUUGACAAGCAGACCGUUCGCGCCACAUUCGAUCCUAAGAUUGUGGGAGCUCGAGAUCUUGCCGAGAGGUCCUGGGGAGAGCCAUUUGGUCUUGCACCUCCUCGUGGCGACGCGUCACUUGAAGCAGGUAGCAAGCAUGUCAAGCACAUUGGAUGGAUGACGCUUCUCUCUGCCAUCUUGACGAUUCCAGUCUUGGUCCUGGCUUGGGCACCGCUACCUAAGAGAGAAGUUGCCUACUCCUCCGCCUCGCUCGCCCUGGCUACCAUUGUCCAGGUCGUCAUCGGUGGCCCUUUUUAUCCCAAGGCGCUCAAAGCUCUCGUCUUUUCCCGGGUCAUUGAAAUGGACUUACUCAUUGUCUUGAGUACCAGCGCCGCCUACGCUUUCUCUGUCGUUUCUUUCGGAUACCUUAUUGCAGGCAAGCCACUUUCGACUGGUCAAUUUUUCGAGACCAGCACGCUUCUCGUCACACUGAUCAUGGUUGGGCGAUGGGUUGCUGCCCUGGCGCGUCAGAGAGCUGUCGAGUCCAUUUCUAUGGAGUCGUUGCAAUCGCCGACGGCUAUUCUACUUGUAAACGGCACCGAACGCGAGAUUGACGUCCGUCUCCUUCAAUAUGGUGACGUUUUUAGGGUUCUUCCCGACAGCAGAAUUCCGACCGACGGUACUGUCAUUUCCGGUUCUUCUGAGACUGACGAAUCCAUGCUCACGGGUGAAUCAAAGCCUGCUGAGAAGUACCCAAAAUCCGCGGUUAUUGCAGGAUCUAUCAAUGGCCCUGGGGCUUUGACUGUUCGACUCAACCGCCUUCCCUGCGACAACACUAUCAAUACGAUUGCAGACAUGGUCAAUGAGGCGAAGUUGUCGAAACCGAAACUACAAAACCUCGCCGACCAAGUUGCAUGUUACUUUGUCCCCGUCGUAAUGGUCUUGACCAUUGUUACCUUUGUCAUUUGGGUCGUUUUAGGCACGACAACUCGCCACCAGAACGGGUCUGAAGCUACUAUUCAAGCUGUUACCUACGCCAUUACGGUUCUCAUCGUCUCUUGCCCCUGUGCCAUUGGUCUGGCCGUUCCCAUGGUUAUCGUCAUUGCCAGUGGUGCAGCUGCUAAAAAAGGCAUCAUCUUCAAGUCUGCUGAUGCCAUUGAAGUCGCAUACAAGACACGCCACGUUGUGUUUGACAAGACUGGAACUUUGACGCGCGGAAAACUGUCAGUCACUGCGGAGCAAUGCUUGGGCGAAAGCAAACUUCCUCUUCUCCUCGGCCUCCUGCAGAACAGCAGACACCCCGUCUCCAUCGCUGUAGCUACCCAUCUCGAAACUAAAGGCAUUACAGCCGCCGCCGUUCCUGAGCCGAAAAGUCUUACCGGAAAAGGUGUCGAGACCGUGGCUGGUGGCCAGCGGCUGCAAGCUGGUAAUUCUCACUGGCUUAACUUGUUUAAUCACGCCCUCGUUCAACCAAUGCUCGCAAACGGCUGCACCGUCUUCUGCUUCUCUAUCGAUGGCGUUCUCAUAGCCGCUUAUAGCCUCGAAGAUGAGCUACGCCCUGACGCUGCUACCACUGUCGAAGCCUUGAAAAAGCGCAACAUUUCGGUUCACCUAGUGUCGGGCGACGAUGACGGCGCUGUUCAGGCUUGUGCAUCCAAACUCGGCAUCCCUGUCAGCAACGUGGUUUCUCGCAGCUCUCCGGCCGGCAAAGGCGACUAUGUCAAGAAACUCGAUUCGGUCAUAUUUUGCGGCGAUGGCACGAAUGAUGCUGUUGCUCUCGCGCAGGCCACGAUUGGUGUGCACAUCAACCAAGGCGCCGAUGUCGCGCAGGCGGCCGCGGACGUGGUUCUCGUGCGCCCACACCUCGACGGCAUCCUCGCAAUGAUGAAUGUCAGCCGAAAGUCGGUCAAUCGGAUCUGGUUCAACUUUGCGUGGAGUGCUCUUUACAACACGUUUGCGGUCCUCCUCGCGGCAGGCGCUUUUAUCAAUGCCAGAAUCCCACCUGAAUUCGCUGGACUGGGCGAGCUCGUGAGCGUCUUGCCCGUCAUUGCCGCCGCUGUGCUUUUGCGGUGGGCAGAUAUUUAG
Messenger RNA from Akanthomyces muscarius, 3639 nucleotides. RefSeq lists its product as uncharacterized. The record is from RefSeq and is a predicted model, not a curated record. Gene Ontology annotation, molecular function: metal ion binding; ATPase-coupled monoatomic cation transmembrane transporter activity; ATP binding. The transcript has 2 exons. The coding region runs from base 1 to 3639 and encodes 1212 amino acids. Lineage: Eukaryota; Fungi; Ascomycota; Sordariomycetes; Hypocreales; Cordycipitaceae. Gene Ontology annotation, biological process: monoatomic cation transport. Gene Ontology annotation, cellular component: membrane.